Messenger RNA from Aspergillus terreus NIH2624, 1917 nucleotides. RefSeq lists its product as uncharacterized. Bases 1 to 1917 code for a protein of 638 amino acids. The record is from RefSeq and is a predicted model, not a curated record. The transcript is spliced from 3 exons. Lineage: Eukaryota; Fungi; Ascomycota; Eurotiomycetes; Eurotiales; Aspergillaceae.
AUGGUCGUGGAGGCUAUAACCGUGGAGGAGCGGGUGGAAGAACAUGCUGGAGCUGAACUAUGGGAUUACCGGCCCCCCUAUCUCAUUUUCGAUUUCGAUUGGGAACUGCCAUCACUGCUACAGAAUAUUUUACCCAGACGAGAUGCCCAUGCAGUGAAGGAAUAUGUUCUCGGGGCCAUCACUCUAGUGGCAAAGAGUGAUUUCAUUGAGCUGAAGACCUGCCGGCAGUACCUCGAGAAAUAUCACCCAUCCAGAGGGCUCAAAGUAGUGGAGGCUAUUCUCGAGGCUCUGGACUCUCACAAUGGCCCAGUGGAACCGGAACGAAAUCUGAGAAUCAGAGCACAGCACGAUAAACUACAUAUCAGAUGUAUAGGUUCAUUUAUGCACCCUGAGAUUAGGGAUAUCUUGAUAUGGCUGUGUCUCUCAUUCCGCGCGCCGAAACACGACGGAACUCUGGUCGUCUCCACAGGCUCGUUGACCGGCACAAGGUUCAGAAUGAGUGCGGCUCCGACGCCGUCCUCCGCGUGUUGGUCCAAGCUAUUUAAAACCGCAUUUGUUGUUCUGAUGCCCGGAGCAGACCUCCACCCAGAUGGGCUAUUGAAUCUGAGCUUUGGUGCUUUGCUCCAGCUAGCUGCAGUGGAAUACCCUGUUACACUGGAAUCUGGCGUAGUUCUCAUGGGUUACUCCACCGCAUUGGUCCCGGUGGAUAUCGGCCCGACGGGCCAAGUGAUUUGGCAUCUCGAGGUGGCAUCUGGAGAUCAACAGCUCCGCAUAUCCGAGCUACAGGCCACAAAAGGGCAUUGGCUGCAAAGGAAAUCGCUUGAGGAGCUUUAUACAUCGGUGGCGCUGCUGGGAUGGUGCACAUCAGCACAGGUCCGGUUGGGCACAGACAGUCUCGCGGCGAACGUAACGUGGUCCAGUGCCCGCGCAAAGACCACAACAUGGCGCUGGAAGGGGGCCAAUCUGCAGCUUCUCGCCCAGUCGGCGGCUCCACUACAGGCUGGUGCGCAGGUAGGAUUUUCCUGGGAGCGCGUCGUCAAUACUGUCCGGUUUACACCGGGAGGGAACUACACACGAUGUCUCGCCAAUAGUACGCUGGAGCAUGCCGUCCUCUAUGAUGUGGCUACUCAGCGAGCGUGGCUUGUGCCCCUUAUUUCCGUCUACCAUCACAUGUUGUUGACUUAUCAACGCAUGAUGGCCCCAUUGGGGGUGGUUCCGAAUCCGAUCGUUUCGCCCACCGCUGGAUCCUCGAGCUCUUUCCAGGUACUACGGGACUCUGGAGGUGUUGCUAUUGAGGGCUCAGGACAAGACUCGUUGACGGUGCGCGAACUCAUCCUGGGGUUCUCGAUCAACUUCUCCAUGACGUCCGCGCAGGCCCCCAAAGGGUCCCGGAUCUAUGGCUAUGAACUCCUGGACCUAGUGGUGAGCUCUCCCCGGAGUGAGCUCAAAGCCACAACAGUGAAGGGUGAUGGCCUCGGAUGGGCGCCUUUGUUAAAGGAAAUACCUUGUCUCUUCUGCGCGGGACUGGGUGAUGUGAUCGUCGGGACGCGGGCCAGUGAGCCAGAUUCUCCAUGCAACUACCUGCCCACUGGCCGGAACCUACUAGCGUCGCCUGUGGAAGCCAUCCGGAUGCUAUGCCAAAAGCAAGGCUGCACUUUCACGCGUGAGUCGGGGAGAAUCACACGAGAACAUGUAAUGGUGCUGCAAGGGCAGCCGUUCACUCAAUGUGGCCACAGCGCAGGUGACGCGUCCUGUUGGGAUCAUCCAGAAGAUUUUGUACAGAAUAUCCACCGUGGCACAGACGUGAAGAAUGGUGGACACCCUUGUAAAGAGUCCGAUCUCCCAGACCAGGGAGCAGUGAUUUUGGGAGGUGCUGGAGGCCACAGCUUCGUCCCGACCUAUGAGUUUUGGCGAUGA